UUGAGGAAUGGGAGCGCGCCGACAUAGAUGAUUGGAGAAGCGUUGCAGCUACUCAGGCCACAGCGCGGCCCACUCGACCCAGCAACUAUUGGCGGCGUGCGGCGAGACGUAGCACAGUGGGACAAAUGGGUCUUUUUGUGGACAAAAAUCGCUAGACGGCGUAAUUCUUAAGGGGUAACACUACUGUAGAAUUUUCAGAAAAUAAAUUUUUUUUUAUUGGCUUAAAAAAUGCUUUGAACCUUCUAAAAUAUGAGGCAAAAAGUCUAAUCCCUGAAAAAAAAUUUGUUCUAUGGAAUUCCGAGCUCCUCCCCUAGCGCCUCGAAUGACCCGAAACGGCCUAUCUGCGCCAACUUGAUACCCGCUGAGAAAUAAUUCUGAGGUGCAAAAGAAAGAAUGCAUUGAUCACGUGCAGAAUAGAAUGGGGACCCGAUUGAGAAAUUAAAAAAAAAAGGUAAAAGGCGGAAAUCGGUGGAAAAGGUAAAUUAAUUGGCAAAUUAAUUGGUCAGUUGACAAUUUAUUAUGGUUUAGCCAUACGUCGUAAUCCGAAUAGUGUGAAAAAAUGAGAAAUGAAAUCUGGGCGACCUUAUUUCAUAAAUUGUCAACUGACGAGAAUCCGCAGCACGAUAAGUGCUCAGAGUCUUGGUGCAAUUGGAAGAAGGCGCAAGCGGCGAAUUCAUUGGAUACUUUCCACCAUAAAUCGCCACUUUCACAGGAAGUUUUCAAGGCAAUUAAACCGAUUUAUGAGGAGCUGAGCCGAGAAGAAUUAUUAAACCGUUGCUUAGGAGGUUAUACACAAAAUAGCAAUGAAAGUUUCAAUGCUGCAGUUUGGAAUUUGGCUCUAAAAUCGUAUUCCAGCGGCAACAAAGUCUUGAACAUAGCGACAGAUAUUGCUGUGUGUGUUUUUAAUGAUGGUGUGACGAAUAUUCUACAGAUUAUGAAAGUUAUGGAGAUGGACAUUGAUGCGGCAAAGAAGGCACGUUCCAACUUAAAAUCGGCCAGGAAACAAACUGAGGAGGAAAAUUUGAACUUGGAAGGGCAACUUUAUCUUAGAAUAGCAGAUUAAUGAUUCAAAUUGGCACCAGUUAUAGUGCGUGCCGCAGAUCGCCUCAAAUUCAACAUGCCUCGGGAGAAUUGCUGCAGUGUCGCCAUUUUGUAAUAUUUUCCUACAAAAAUUUUUUAUAAUAUACUUAAAUAUAUGCUCAAUAACUACCCCAAGUAUUAUUUCUUUAUCACCUUUCCUUCCGCCCAAAAAAAAUUGUCAAAAAAACGCUUUCUUAGUCCGUUACAGUAGUGUUACCUCUUAACCGUUUUCAUGCUUUUAUUUUUAAUUUACUUGCGAUGAAUUGCUCUACAAUCGUAUCGAGCCCAUUUUUUAAAUUAGGCCCUCAAUUCAAAAUGGCGGACGUGCAAAUUUGUCAAAUGUAUAAAACCUGUAAAAUAUCGAAUAUUUUUGGAUCGGACAAAGUUUAUACAGGCUUUAAGGCCUCCGAGAUACAUAUGUAAGAUCGAAAUUCUCAGUUUUUGUCAGUGGAGAGGAUCUGCAGUGGCCCGAUAUAUUUUAUACCUGCCUGAUAUCCCCACAUUAUCAAUGU
Harpegnathos saltator (Jerdon's jumping ant) is the source of this 1592-nucleotide messenger RNA. RefSeq lists its product as uncharacterized. NCBI's taxonomy places the organism in Eukaryota, Metazoa, Arthropoda, Insecta, Hymenoptera, Formicidae. The record is from RefSeq and is a predicted model, not a curated record. The coding region runs from base 560 to 1063 and encodes 167 amino acids. The transcript has 3 exons.